AUGGAUGCGUCCCCUCCGGUCACCCUCCCCGCUCUCGUGCCAAUCGCCGCUCCAACCAUCCACGACCUGUCGGAGCUCACCAUUCCCUUCCCCAGAUUCGGGUACCCCUUCACCCUCUCCACCGCCUCCUUGAUAACCACAUCCGCCACUCCUCCUUCCUUCGCCAAUACUAAGAAAUCCCACUCUCACUCCCUACCUUGA
This is a messenger RNA of Linum trigynum, 201 nucleotides long. The record is from the annotation of a GenBank genome assembly. Lineage: Eukaryota; Viridiplantae; Streptophyta; Magnoliopsida; Malpighiales; Linaceae.